AUGGCAGAAGCCAGUUUUUCUCAGGACCAGUUCAGCUGCUCAGUGUGUCUGGAUCUCCUGAAUGAUCCAGUGACUAUUCCCUGUGGACACAGUUACUGUAUGAGCUGUAUUACAGACUGCUGGAAACAGAAGAGAGUCUACAGAUGCCCUCAGUGCAGACACACCUUCACUUCAAGACCUGCUUUAUGUAAGAAUGUCAUAAUUGCUGAAAUGGUGGAGAAACUGAAGACGACAGACUUACAAACAGCUGAACCUGGAGAUGUGGAGUGUGACGUCUGUACUGGGAAGAAAUACAAAGCCGUCAAGUCCUGUGUGGAGUGUCUGAACUCUUACUGUCAAAGUCAUCUUGAACAACAUGAGAAUCUCUUUAAAGACAGGAGACAUAAUCUGAUGGAUCCCAUUAGACGACUCCAUGAGAUGAUCUGCCCAAAACACAACAAACAGCUGGAAAUCUACUGUCGUACUGAUCAGCAAUUCAUUUGUUUUCCGUGUUUGAUUGACGAACAUAAAAACCAUGACACUGUAACAGCUGAAGCAGAAAGGACAGAGAAACAGAGGGUUUUUGAGCUUUUGGGAGAAACACAAAGAAAAUUCCAGCAGGGAAUUCAGGAGAGACAGAAUCAGCUCCAGGAGCUGAGAGACGCUGUGAAGUCUCAUAAGCGCUUUGCACAAGCAGCAGUGGACGACACUGAGAGGAUCUUUACUCAGCUCACCCGCUCCAUUGAGAGAAGCCGCUCUCAGGUGAUACAGUUGAUCAGAGCUCAGGAAGAGACUGCAGUGAGUCGAGCUGAAGGACUCUUGCUGCAAUUAGAGCAGGAGAUUGAUGAUCUGAUGAGUAGAAAUGCUGAACUGGAGCAGCUUUUACACACAGAUGAUCACGUCCAUUUCCUGCAGAUGUUCCAGUACAUCGCCGCUCCUCCUGAAUCUACAGACUUAUGCAGCAUCACAGUCAGUUUUUUCAUCUCUUUUCAUGAUGUGGCAAAUUUAGUCUCUCAACUGAAGGAAAAACUAGAGGGUUUCUGUAAAGAAGAGGUAGAAAAGAUCUUUGAUAGAGUAACAUGCAUUGAUAUGACCACCAAUAAACCAAUGAGGACCAGGGAACAGUUCCUUCAGUAUUCCUGCCAGCUCACUCUGGAUUCAAACACAAUGAAUCGAUUCCUCCGCCUGUCUGAAGAGAACAGUGUGGCUACUUGCACCGACACACCCCAGCAUUAUCCUGCUCACCCAGACAGAUUUGAUGGCUGUGUGCAGGUGUUUUGUAAAGAGAGUGUGUGUGGACGCUGUUAUUGGGAGGUUGAGUGGAGUGGGAGAAAAAGUGUGUGUAUAUCAGUGUCAUACAAGAGCAUCAGCAGGAAGCAAUUGUUUGGAUUUAAUAAUCAGUCCUGGAGUUUGUUCAGCUCUUCCUCCAGUUACGUAUUCAGGCACAAUAACAUAAAGACUGAGCUCCCUGUGUCCUCCAGAUCCUCUAGAAUAGGAGUGUAUGUGGAUCACAGUGUAGGAAUUCUGUCCUUCUACAGCAUCUCUGACACAAUGAGCCUCAUCCACAGAAUCCAGACCACAUUCACUGAGCAUCUCUAUCCUGGGUUUGGGUUUAGUAGUGGAUCAUCAGUGAAACUGUGUAUAUGA
Sinocyclocheilus rhinocerous is the source of this 1626-nucleotide messenger RNA. RefSeq names its product tripartite motif-containing protein 16-like. The transcript is spliced from 7 exons. The coding region runs from base 1 to 1626 and encodes 541 amino acids. Gene Ontology annotation, molecular function: zinc ion binding; protein binding. Lineage: Eukaryota; Metazoa; Chordata; Actinopteri; Cypriniformes; Cyprinidae. The record is from RefSeq and is a predicted model, not a curated record.